AUGGGCAGAAGGGAGACUAUCAAUCGAUAUCCUGGGGAUGGGGUUUCGGACAGGCUGGGAGUUAUGCUGGGAGUGUAUGCCAGUGGAUCAUCGGGGGCGCAUAUAAACCCGGCCGUCACUUUCGCAAACUGCAUUUUCAGAGGCUUCCCCUGGCGCAAAUUCCCCGUGUAUGCAAUUGCGCAGAUCCUCGGUGCCAUGUGUGGAGCUGCAAUUGUGUACGGUAACUACAAAUCUGCCAUCGACGUCUACGAAGGUGGACCAAGUAUUCGCACUGUGCCUGGCUAUUCAAUGACAGCCACUGCAGGCAUCUUUUGUACUUACCCAGCAGAAUUUAUGACAAAGACCGGUCAAUUCUUCUCUGAGUUCCUGGCAAGCGCUAUCUUGAUGUUCAUGAUCUUUGCUCUUAAAGAUAACAAUAACCUCGGGGCAGGAAAAUUGAUGCCCCUCGCUCUUUUCUUUGUGAUUUUUGGCAUUGGAGCCUGUUUUGGUUGGGAAACGGGAUACGCAAUCAAUAUGGCCAGAGACUUCGGUCCAAGACUCAUAUCUUAUAUGCUUGGGUACGGCCAUGAAGUAUGGAAGGCGGGUGGUUACUACUUUUGGGUCCCGAUGGUUGCACCUUUCCUCGGCUGUGUAUUCGGUGGAUGUGUAUAUGAUUUCUUUCUCUACGUCGGAGUGGAUAGUCCAAUUAACACUCCCUGGAUGGGCAUUCACAGACUGUUUGGAUCUCUACAUGGAAGAAAUCUAGUUGUCGUAAGCCCUGUGUGA
Molecule: messenger RNA, 765 nt
Organism: Penicillium angulare
Lineage: Eukaryota; Fungi; Ascomycota; Eurotiomycetes; Eurotiales; Aspergillaceae
Product: MIP/aquaporin family protein
Exons: 3
Coding region: 1-765 (254 amino acids)
Biological process (GO): water transport; glycerol transmembrane transport
Cellular component (GO): plasma membrane
Molecular function (GO): glycerol channel activity; water channel activity
Source: RefSeq, a predicted model, not a curated record